AUGUCGGGACUAGAAGCAUUAAAGGCAUUACGCCAAACCACAAUAGUUAAAGGUCCCAUAGUGUUUUACAAAGAUGAUGGGGAUAAGACGGAGCUAAUACAAGAAGCGACAGAAGUUCAAUUUGGUUCUAAUCAAAAGAGAUUUAAAUUGGAUAUGCAAACGAAUUUUUCAAAUGAAGAUCAACUACAGGAUUUGAAAUCUGUUGUAUUUUGUUGGCUUCAAGAGAGAGAGACAAACGUCGACUAUAAAUCCAAGGCCGCAGAACUAGGUAUAGCGAGCUUUAAAUAUUUAAAUAGAACUGAGUUGGAAACUUGGUUAAGUGGAAGUAUUGAAACGUGUCAAUUUAUUGAAGGACUCGGGACAGAAAAGACGAGAAAAACCGAAAAUGACCUUGAUGUCAAGUUGGAGACAAGAGCGGAAGAGAAAAAACGUAAACUUGAAGAUCCUCAGUUGGAUAGGAUAAAUCUGUUUGAAAGAGAGUCAAUAGAUCACAAUGCCGCACUAAGAGGUUCCAAAAAUAUCGAUUUUGGCUAUUUGAUAUCCGACGCCAAAACUUUUAUGCGUGAAUUGAAGCGAACAGACAGCAAAAAGUCCAAAUCUUCUCAGAAAUCAAAUAUGAUAAAAAAGCAACCGAUUAUUAUAGUAUCCCCUGCUACGACAGCAUUAUUGUCGUUAUCAAAUGUAAAGGAGUUUUUAGAAGAAGGUCGCUAUACAGAGCCGGUCCCCACCAACAGGCCGCAUUCAGGAGUGGUUAUAAUCAAUCAUCGUUCUGAUAGAUUGGUGUCUGCAGCACAAAAGAUUAUGGUGGUGGAUAAUACCGAUUUAUUUACUAGUCCAGACUAUUGGAAUCGAGUAAUUGCAAUUUUCACAACGGGUCAAACCUGGCAAUUUGCAAAAUACAAGAUUUCCCAACCGGAAAGUUUGUUUCGGAAAUUCCCCGGGUUCUAUUUGGGAUAUCAAGGUGAAAGUACACCACCUCAAAUACACGAUUGGAAUGUGCGUGAAAUCAAGGUGGAUCGCGGAGAUAAAAGAUUUAAAGAUAAAGUAAUAGUGAGAGACUUUUGGCUUGAGAUUGAAAAGAUACUCAUUAAUAAAGGAUAUAGCAAAGAACAAUAA
This is a messenger RNA of Lodderomyces oxycetoniae, 1116 nucleotides long. It is a transcript of the gene CDC73, whose product is annotated as Cdc73p. Gene Ontology annotation, biological process: positive regulation of transcription elongation by RNA polymerase II; transcription elongation by RNA polymerase II. Gene Ontology annotation, molecular function: RNA polymerase II complex binding. Bases 1 to 1116 code for a protein of 371 amino acids. The record is from RefSeq and is a predicted model, not a curated record. The transcript has a single exon. Gene Ontology annotation, cellular component: Cdc73/Paf1 complex. Lineage: Eukaryota; Fungi; Ascomycota; Pichiomycetes; Serinales; Debaryomycetaceae.